ACGGCGUUUAAGUUAUAAUACCAAAUCUAAUAGAGUGAAAGUAAUCAAGACACCAGGUGGUAAACUUACAUGGCUUUAUGAAAAGAAACCUGCCAAAGGUCCUCAUUGUGGUGACUGUGGGAUUAGAAUUCCUGGUAUCCCUGCCCUUCGGCCACGUGAAUAUGCAAGAAUUUCUAAACGACAAAAGAAAGUACAACGUGCUUAUGGAGGUAGUCGCUGUGCUAAAUGUGUUAGAAAUCGAUAUCCUGUACUUUGUGAAGGUCGUAAGCAACAAUAUAUAAUGUGUAUUUUGUUGGAAGCUUCUCUAAACAAACGCGUUUCAUCAACACCACUAGCUUGUACUGCAGUUGUAUAA
This is a messenger RNA of Entrophospora candida, 355 nucleotides long. The record is from the annotation of a GenBank genome assembly. NCBI's taxonomy places the organism in Eukaryota, Fungi, Glomeromycota, Glomeromycetes, Entrophosporales, Entrophosporaceae.